Laetiporus sulphureus 93-53 is the source of this 363-nucleotide messenger RNA. RefSeq lists its product as uncharacterized. The annotation marks the transcript as partial. The record is from RefSeq and is a predicted model, not a curated record. Lineage: Eukaryota; Fungi; Basidiomycota; Agaricomycetes; Polyporales; Laetiporaceae. The transcript has a single exon.
UCAUCCACCUACACCCUCAAACUGCCUGAAGCCUUGCACCAGCAUUGCAUUAAGCUGACAUUCCACAUCUCAUGGUUGUGUCUGCAUGAGCCAAACGAUGACCUGCUGUUCUCCUGCAGGGAUGUCGCCGUGUUCUAUAACUUCAGUCAGCCUGACGAGGAGGAGGUCCUUGUCAAGGACAUCAUUGCUCACUGCUGGAGGCAUAAUGCCAUUCAGUUCUUGCUGCAAUUUGAAGAUGGCGACGUGAUUUGGCAGACCUACAAUGUCUGCAAGGAUCUUGAAGUGCUCGACCAUUAUCUCGACCUGCAGGGAGUAAUGGACUGGCAUAAGUGGCUGAAGCGGGCAGCUGCUACUCACCUGUGA